Coniophora puteana RWD-64-598 SS2 is the source of this 1005-nucleotide messenger RNA. RefSeq names its product diacylglycerol-acyltransferase. Gene Ontology annotation, molecular function: diacylglycerol O-acyltransferase activity. Gene Ontology annotation, cellular component: endoplasmic reticulum membrane. The transcript is spliced from 10 exons. NCBI's taxonomy places the organism in Eukaryota, Fungi, Basidiomycota, Agaricomycetes, Boletales, Coniophoraceae. The coding region runs from base 1 to 1005 and encodes 334 amino acids. Gene Ontology annotation, biological process: triglyceride biosynthetic process. The record is from RefSeq and is a predicted model, not a curated record.
AUGUUGGUAGUUGCGGCCUGGUCUUGCAUGAUCCCCAUCAUGUUUGGUCUCUUCCUUUACCUCUGCUCGGUCCCGGCGCUGUGGCCGUUCAUCGCAACCUAUUGGAUCUGGGUACACUACAUCGACACGAGCCCCGCGUAUGGCACCCGCCUCAGCCCGUGGUUUCGCUCUCUUAAAAUUUGGCAAUACUUUGCGGACUAUUACCCUGCAUCGUACGUCCCCUCUGAUCUGUAUGAAUGCGACCUCCCUGCAGAUAGGCCGUACGUUUUUGGGUACCAUCCGCACGGUGAGGGCGCAAUGGCCACCUUUGCGACCGAAGGGACUGGCUUCUCGCGUGCCUUUCCCGGGAUCCGCCCCCACGUCCUCACGCUCACCAGCAACUUCAAGAUCCCAUUGUACCGAGAAAUCAUCAUGGCGCUCGGCGUCUCCUCCGUUUCGAAGCGCUCGUGCUCCAACAUCCUUUCAGGCAAGGGCUGGCGCGGCGCCCCCAAGUUCGGCCCCGACGGCGACCGGCUGCCGGCCAGCGCCGGGGAGGCGAUUACCAUUGUUGUGGGUGGCGCGGCAGAGAGUUUGAGUGCUCGGCCGGGGACCGCGGAUUUGACGUUGAGGAAGCGGCUUGGGUUCAUCAAGAUUGCUAUACAGCAUGGCGCCGACCUGGUCCCUGUGUUCUCCUUCGGUGAAAAUGAUAUCUACCAGCAGAUGCCUAACGAACGAGGGACGACCGUGUAUACGGUGCAGAAAAAGUUCCAGAGCGUGUUCGGCUUUACGUUUCCGCUCUUUCACGGACGUGGGCUGCUAAACUAUAACCUCGGAUUAUUACCGUACCGUAGGCGGAUCGUUUCAGUCAUUGGUCGUCCAAUCCACGUCGAGCGCACCGAGAAGCCGACGACGGAGGAGGUGAUGCGCAUACAGUCGUUGUAUAUUGAGGAGCUCAUGCGAAUCUGGAACACAUACAAAGACGAGUUUGCCAAGACGCGGACGCGCGAGCUUAGCAUCAUUGAUUAG